Messenger RNA from Staurois parvus, 857 nucleotides. The record is from the annotation of a GenBank genome assembly. NCBI's taxonomy places the organism in Eukaryota, Metazoa, Chordata, Amphibia, Anura, Ranidae.
AAUGGAGGUCAGUGGAGGGAUUGGCAGAGAGGGGUGGAGGACACUGAAUGGGGUCAGUGGAGGGAUUGGCAGAGAGGGGUGGAGGACACUGAUGAAGGCCAGUGGAGGGAUUGGCAGAGAGGGGUGGAGGACAAUGAUUAGGGGUCAGUGGAGGGAUUGGCAGAGAGGGGUGCAGGACACUGAAUGGAGGUCAGUGGAGGGAUUGGCAGAGGGGUGGAGGACACUGAUUAGGGGUCAGUGGAGGGAUUGGCAGAGAGGGGUGGCAGACACUGAGUGCAGGUCAGUGGAGGGAUUGGCAGAGAGGGUGGCAGACACUGAGUGGAGGUCAGUGGAGGGAUUGGCAGAGAGGGGUGGAGGACACUGAAUGGAGGUCAGUGGAGGGAUUGGCAAAGAGGGUGGCAGACACUGAGUGGAGGACAGUGGAGGGAUUGGCGGUUAAAGAGGGGUGGAGGACACUGAGUGGAAGCCAGUGGAGGGAUUGGCGGAGAGGGGUGGAGGACACUGAAUGGAGGUCAGUGGAGGGAUUGGCAGAGAGGGGUGGAGGACACUGAGUGGAAGCCAGUGGAGGGAUUGGCAGAGAGGGGUGGAGGACACUGAAUGGAGGUCAGUGGAGGGAUUGGCAGAGAGGGGUGGAGGACACUGAGUGGAGGUCAGUGGAGGGAUUGGCAGAGAGAGGUGGAGGACACUGAAUGGUUGUCAGUGGAGGGAAUGACAGAGGGGGGUGGAGGACACUGAAUGGAGGCCAGUGGAGGGAAUGACAGAGGGGGGGUGGAGAACACUGAAUGGAGGCCAGUGGAGGGAAUGACAGAGGGGGUGGCAGACAGGGAGCGGUUGUCCAGACGUGAGAUAAUAAGGGA